This is a messenger RNA of Hibiscus syriacus, 1282 nucleotides long. RefSeq names its product probable transcriptional regulator SLK2. Lineage: Eukaryota; Viridiplantae; Streptophyta; Magnoliopsida; Malvales; Malvaceae. The transcript has 6 exons. The record is from RefSeq and is a predicted model, not a curated record. The coding region runs from base 176 to 1249 and encodes 357 amino acids. Gene Ontology annotation, biological process: positive regulation of transcription by RNA polymerase II; negative regulation of transcription by RNA polymerase II. Gene Ontology annotation, cellular component: transcription regulator complex; nucleus.
UCGUUUUUGUAUUUUUCUUUUUUCGGUUGCAGCUCGAGAUUUCAGUUCACUGUUGAAUGGUGUGGCAAACUCAGGACCUAGUGUUGGGGCAAGUUCUUUGGUCACAGAUGCAAAUUCAGCGUUGUCAGGAGGUCCCCACUUGCAGAGAAGUGCUAGCUUUAAUACUGAGUCAUAUAUGCGCUUACCAGCAUCGCCCAUGUCGUUUUCCUCCAACAAUAUAAGCAUGUCAGGUUCGUCGGUAGUUGAUGGAUCUUCUGUAGGCCAACUGGGAUCUCAGCAAGAUCCAAGUGUCCAACAAAUGCAGCCCAGUCAGCUACUGCAGCAAGGGGCCUCCACUGCUACAUCUUUGCCUGCAUUUCAAACUGGACAGGUUUCACUUCCCAUGGGUCCACGAGUCCCAGGGUCCUUCAUGCAAGAUCCUAAUAAUCUAUCUCAGGUGCAGAAGAAACCUCGAUUAGACAUCAAGCAAGAAGACAUUCUUCAGCAGCAAGUGUUGCAACAGUUGUUGCAAAGACAGGAUUCCAUGCAGCUGCAAGCUCGAAACCCCCAAUUUCAAGCUUUGUUCCAGCAGCAGAGACUUAGACAACAGCAACAAAUUUUGCAGUCAAUGCCACCAUUGCAGAGAGCACAGUUGCAGCAGCAGCAACAACAAAUGCAGUUGAGGCAGCAAAUGCAACAACAGGGCAUGCAGCAAGUAGCUGGAAUGAAGCGUCCCUUUGAUGGUGGUGUAUGUGCUCGCCGCCUAAUGCAAUAUCUAUUUCACCAACGGAAAAGGCCACCUGAUAAUACAUUUGCAUACUGGAGGAAAUUUGUUGCAGAGUACUAUUCUCCUUGUGCAAAGAAAAGAUGGUGUUUAUCAAUGUAUGAAAAUGUUGGGAUUCAUGCACUUGGUGUUUUCCCUCAAGCAGCUAUGGAUGCCUGGCAUUGUGAUAUUUGUGGGUCUAAAUCUGGAAGGGGGUUUGAAGCAACUUUUGAAGUACUCCCCAGACUUAAUGAAAUCAAAUUUGGUAGUGGAGUGGUUGAUGAGCUUCUGUUUUUGGACUUGCCUCGUGAGUCUAGAUUUCCUUCUGGAAUAAUGAUGUUGGAGUAUGGAAAAGCAGUCCAGGAGAGUGUAUAUGAGCAGCUUCGUGUUGUUCGUGAGGGGCAGCUUCGCAUCAUAUUCACUCAGGACUUAAAGAUAUUAUCUUGGGAUUUUUGUGCACGUAGACAUGAAGAACUUUUUCCACACCGUUUAGUUGCACCUUAUUAGCUAUAACUUCCUGUUGAUGAUUCUUCUGCAAAU